AUGUCGAAUUUCUUGAAAAUGUUUCGUUCGAAGAAGACAACAGAAAAAGAUAAUUUUAACACGGGACAUGAUGACGAGAAGGCAAAGCAUCGCAGCAAAGAAAGCUACGGUAGUGGAUCAUCAAGGCGUGAUAAACGAAUUUCUCGGAUAAGAAGUAUCGAUGAUUCACUACUAAGACCUACUGCCGCUUAUCAUACAGUCACUCAGUCAAGGCAGUAUAAAACAUCGCGAUCAUGUGUUGGUCGAGAUGAAUACGAUAAAUAUGACAGAUUUCGUCAUUCAAUCGAUUUCCACAACAGAGGUAGUAUGAGGUGUGGAAAACGGUCGCAUGUUGAAAACGAUCGACUUCAUGAUCGGGUUUCAAUGUUUACCAAGUACGACUCCGAAAUUCUAGAUUCUGAUGACUCAUAUGAUUCACAAAAUGGUAGUGGUACAAACAAUGAUGAUACUGUUCAGGCUCUAGAGACGAAGUUAGAUGCACUUCUUUAUCGCCUUCGUCGGGAAGAAGAGCGCAAAAAUUCAUACAAGCAAAAAUUGAUGUCUGAACGCAUAGUGCGGCAACAUGUCGAGAGUAAAUUUGUUGAAGAUAUCCAGCGAUUAACUCAGCUAGUAGAAAUGCUCAAGAAUGAACAAAAAUCAUAUCGAAAUAGAAUCAGCGCUUUGGAAAAGCAGCUAAAACAUACCGGUCCGAAACUUAUGACUGACAGCUUCAAAGGGCCAUCGCUUUUCUGUUCACCACCAUCAACUUCAAAUGGUCCAUCAUCGGUACUUGCGAUGAACGAAUUAGCUUGCUCUGCAACUUCUGGUUCUACCGUUCCAUUGCCGUCUACAUUACAUUGCAGUACAAUAAAUGAAGGAAGUGUUGACGAAGUGAGAAAUUUUCGCAUUAACGAGGUCACUUCGUCUGUGGAAGCUGAACGACGCACAAUAUCCGGUAGCUCUUUCUCAACUCGUGAAAAUGACUGCUCUGCAACAUUAGAAGAAACCUUGCGUGCAAUUGAUCGUGCAACCGCGGCUACAACAACAUCAUCGCAUGGAUUUGGCGAUAAGGUGGCAACAUCGGUGAUUCGACGGUCAAGUAGUGAUACGAAACUUGGACAGCGUGAUAUAAUGCUUAAAUCUACCAAUAUUUAA
Brugia malayi is the source of this 1134-nucleotide messenger RNA. RefSeq lists its product as uncharacterized. The transcript has 6 exons. NCBI's taxonomy places the organism in Eukaryota, Metazoa, Nematoda, Chromadorea, Rhabditida, Onchocercidae. The coding region runs from base 1 to 1134 and encodes 377 amino acids. The record is from RefSeq and is a predicted model, not a curated record.